CACAAAUGCAACGUUAUUAAAGUUUCCAGAUCGAAAACUGCUCUCUAGUCUCUACUCUACAAGACUUAUGAUUGACACUGACAGUGAGGAUGAGCUGCCGCCAGGCUGGGAGGAAAAACUAUCAGAUGAAGGAAAAAUUUACUAUGUGGACCACAAUCAUAAAGUCACACAAUGGGAACAUCCAAAAUCAGGUCACGUGAAAAGAAUUGCUCAAGAGCUGCCUUAUGGCUGGACAAAAGAGAUUUGCCAUGAAAAUGGAAAUGAAAUCUUCAAGAAUUCUCGAGAUAACAAAACUUCACUUGUCGAUCCCAGACUGGCCUACCCCAUAUCCGACAAUGAAAAUAUAAAGCAGGGGUCUUUUAAUCUAAACCAUCGAUAUGAUGGGUCAACAACUGCUUUCACAGUGCUUCAAAGUCGAGAUCUCACUGGCACCAACGUAAUUGUCACUGGUGGAAACUCAGGAAUUGGAUUUGAAACAGCCAGGGCCCUGGCGUGUUUUGGAGCUGAUGUUGUGAUUGCCUGUCGAAAUAUGAAGUCAGCCAACCUCAAAGUAUGUGAAAUAAGAAAGGAGUGCAAGGCUGCCACUAUCUCUUCAAUGAUGUUGAACCUCUGCAGAUUAAUUUCUGUUGAAAAGUUCGCACAGGCUUACAAACAAAAAUAUAAGAAACUGCACAUAUUGAUAAUAAACGCCGGAAUUUUCUGGCUGCCAUAUGACUGCACACCUGAUGGUUACGAAAGAACAUUCCAGACAAAUUAUCUCGGUCAUUUCUACUUAAUUAGGCUACUGAGAUCUCUGCUCUUCACAUCUGCCCCAUGUAGGAUUGUCUUUCUUACCUCUGAAUCUCAUCGUUUCUCAGAUUUGAACAGCAAAACCAUAUGUGAGAGCAUACUCUCUCCAACGACUCCUGAUCUCUACCAUCCCAUCCUCAACUUCAACAUCUCCAAACUCUGCCUCACUGUCCUCUGCUACGAACUGCACAGGCGGUGGUACCAUUAUGGAAUUGGAUGUUUUGCGGUGCAUCCAGGAAAUUUAGUGAAUACAAACAUAUGUCGGUAUAAUUGGCUUGGAACGAUAUUAAUGUUUCUGGCCAAACCAUUCUCCAAAACUGCGGAGCAGGGUGCGGCCACUGCAGUCUACUGUGCCACGAGUCGUGAUCUGAACAAACUUGGUGGCAUGUACUUCAUCAAUUGCAUUCCUGUUGACCCUCUACCCGAUGUCGUUGACCUCGACCUUGCCCUCUCCCUCUGGCAACUUAGUAGGAACAUGGUAGCCAAAGCUGCCACUUUGAGUGGAUGUGGUGGGCUGGGGGAUGGUUUUGAUUCGAAUGUCAACAGGAUGUUUAAGACUGUUGAUGAAGUGUGCAUUGAGGUCUGAAAAUGAAUCUGUAGUUUUUCCUUUUAAAUAAUUUUUUAUAUUAACUUAUUUCUCCAAUCGUGUUUGUUACUUUUAAAAUUUUGUUUUAACUUUUUAAGCCCAGCUCUAGUCACUUCAUUGUUAAUAAAACCAACGAAACAAAA
This is a messenger RNA of Helobdella robusta, 1518 nucleotides long. RefSeq lists its product as hypothetical. The record is from RefSeq and is a predicted model, not a curated record. The transcript has 12 exons. Gene Ontology annotation, molecular function: protein binding. NCBI's taxonomy places the organism in Eukaryota, Metazoa, Annelida, Clitellata, Rhynchobdellida, Glossiphoniidae. Bases 68 to 1375 code for a protein of 435 amino acids.